UGUAAAUUCUUUUCUCGAAGUUGUCCGUCUCCUCGGGCACAGUUCCUAUACUGAGGUCUAGAGGAGGGGCAUAGAGGGAGGAUCCAGUUCACACUGUUGAAAAGUCUUAAAGUGACGAAGGCUCCUGCAGGACUGUCUAUACCCCAUGGUACUAAAUUGGACCCCGGCAUCCUCUACGGACUACGAGAAAAGGAUUUACCGGAGAAAUCAACUGUUAAGGCAUUAAAACGGUUUACCUCCCCUGGGAUACUGGAUGCAGACAGGAAAUGAUCCUGAGAUCACGUAAAAUACCUGCCCGGCACCCAAAGGAACCCAGCACUCCAAAGAUUAGAUCAGAGAGUAGCAGUAACCCCCUGACCCCGCAAUCUACAAGCAAGGGACAGCGAAGGAUGCAGCCAAAAUCACAUUUUGUUUUCCCAAUAACCAUUGUGGAUGACGCCAUAACACCAUCUGGCAAAAAGCACACUCUCUCUCAGGUGCAGAACUCGCAACAUUAUCUUGAAGAGGAAGAUCUACAAGCCACACCUAGACAGCAUUCGGUGAGAGUCCGUUUUCAAUUGGACGAUUCUUCCCCUGAAAAUACCUCGGUUUCCAGCCCAGUUAUUUGCCUCUAUUCACCUCCCAUCAAUGGGUCAGCUUCAGAUGGCUGUAGUCCACCUAACCAUGCAGAACAUACUACGGAUAUUCCAGACUGCAAAUAUUUCAGCCACCUCCCAGAGGAUGAUGUUAAAGAGGAAUUCAAUCAAUACAAGUUUAUCUGCAAUGCCCAAGCCACUUCAUGUGAACUACGGCAGAGGAAGAAUGAGAUCCCAUUUAAAACUCGCAGCGCUCCAGAGAUGACUCUAGUGCUGGACUUGAGGUUCCGGUACUCUUGGGAAGAAGUAGACAAGACCUCAUAUGUCACAGGGAUCAACAAGAGACACUUGUCAUCACAUCUGAAACAGAAAGCAGAGGAAAUACUCACCUUUGUCAUGGAAAAGCUCCAGGAAGAUGUACUGAUUGUGAGCUCACUCCUUCCACAUCCUGAUACAGACUUCACAUUCCUAACUCCCUUUCAAGAUAAAUAUUAUAAGGUAUAUCUGAAGCUGCGGCCCCAUGUCAGGGAAUUCCUUGAGACACUCUGUAAAAUAUAUGAGAUAUUUGUCUUUACCACAGCAAAAAAGGAAUAUGCAGAGAAAAUAGUGGAUAUCUUGGACCCUCAGAAAAAGCUAAUAAGGCACCGGCUGUAUCAGGACCACUGUGUCUGUGUCGCAGGUCAUUAUGUGAAGGAUUUGCGUGUUCUAAAUAGAGAUCUGGCCAAAACUGUUGCACUUGACACCGUUGCUUACACAUUGCCCUACCAUUAUAUACUUUGUCAGAUUACCAAUAGAAUUCCUGUACAUCGGUGGACAGGCAGCAGAAGAGAUAAAGAACUGGUGUUUCUGUUGCCAGCUCUGGAGCAAAUGACCCAUGUGGACGAUGUACGGUUGCGGAUUUCAAGUAGAUUCCAUGUUAAUGAGCUGGUUGCAGAAUCCUGAAGACCUAUGUCUAUAAUCUAAUGAGGGUCUUGAUUAAUGAAGUCUUUGUAAUAUUCUGUCUGUCUGUUCUUUAUAAUGGAUUUUUAUGUCUACAUUUGAGUGUUGUCUUUGUUUUUAUCAAAUAAAAUCCAUAUAAUAUAGUAU
This is a messenger RNA of Pseudophryne corroboree (corroboree frog), 1661 nucleotides long. Its product is annotated as CTD small phosphatase-like protein 2. Bases 267 to 1517 code for a protein of 416 amino acids. The transcript is spliced from 13 exons. Lineage: Eukaryota; Metazoa; Chordata; Amphibia; Anura; Myobatrachidae. Gene Ontology annotation, molecular function: phosphoprotein phosphatase activity. The record is from RefSeq and is a predicted model, not a curated record.